This is a messenger RNA of Carassius auratus (goldfish), 801 nucleotides long. RefSeq names its product paraneoplastic antigen Ma1 homolog. NCBI's taxonomy places the organism in Eukaryota, Metazoa, Chordata, Actinopteri, Cypriniformes, Cyprinidae. The coding region runs from base 1 to 801 and encodes 266 amino acids. The record is from RefSeq and is a predicted model, not a curated record. The transcript has a single exon.
AUGGAGGUUAGUGAGAUUAUUGCUUGGUGCAGAGAGAAGGGUGUUGAGCUGGACAGGGUUAUCAUUCUGAGCAACGUACCUGCAGAAUGUGAAGACAAAAUAGUCUAUGAUGUGCUGGAUGCUGUCCUGGGAAUGAGGAAAUGCAAAGUGCUUGAUCGCCAUUCUGAUAAAACUCAGCGACAACAGUUUCUUCUGAUUGAGACCGCUAGCAAGGUUUCUGAGAUGGCUAUCCCUGCAGAGCUCGGAGAACCUGAAGUAGGUACCUGGUACACACAGUUUAUUCAUGUCGCAGCUGAGGCACCUAAACAGAACAGUGAAGAUGAAUUUCAGACUAAGCUGAUGUCUUUUCUUCAAGCGGAAGGAAAGUCGCUAUCUGACAUUCCAAGUUUAGCUUCCCCUGCACCUGUGCUUAACACUAAGCUUGUUGAUGCCAUAAAUUCCCUUGUUCAAAUGUGUCAUGUGGCAUCGUCUGAAGAGAGAGCUGGAUAUAGGAAGUUGCGUCCCUUCUCAGGGUUCAUUCCCACUCCCCAUGGAGAGGAUGAGUAUGAGGUCUGGGUGGAGCAGACCACCCAAAUUCUGGAAGAGUGGCAGUGUUCUGAUAAUGUUAAGAAGCAGAGACUAGUAGAGUGUCUCAGAGGUCCUGCAGCAGACAUUGUAAGGUUUGAGAAGACUGGUAACCCAUCCGCUACCUUCAAUGAUUACCUUAGUGCACUAGAGUCAGCGUUUGGCACUACCGAGGAUGCUGCAGACUUGAUGUUAAAAUUUUGGAGCACUCCGUCUCCGGAUGCAGCAAAUAGUUAG